AGUGCGAGGAGGACACUGAUUGGCUGCUGUCGCCAACGCUAGUGUUGAUGCCCACGACGUUGCUGUUGCGGCUCCACGACCCGGCUGUGCACCCCGUGGGUCAUGGUGCUGGGUCGCGGGCCGCGGUGCCUCCGGAGCUUGUCAGUGCUGGGAGCCGCCUGCGCGCGCCGCGGUCUGGGUCAGGUCCUGCCGGGAGUCCUUCUGUAUCACACAGAUUUCAGGAAGAGUCUGACUGUGGAGCAAGACAUGAUGAAGGUUGAGCUACUGCCCGCCCUGACUGACAACUACAUGUACCUGAUCAUUGACGAGGACACCAAGGAGGCUGCCAUCGUGGACCCGGUGCAACCCCAGAAGGUUAUAGAAACCGUGAAAAAGCACCAUGUAAAGCUGACCACAGUGCUCACCACUCAUCACCACUGGGACCAUGCUGGUGGGAAUGAGAAGCUGGUGAAACUGGAGCCUGGGCUGAAGGUUUACGGAGGUGACGACCGCAUUGGGGCCUUGACGCACAAAGUCACACACCUUACCACACUGCAGGUGGGGUCUCUCAGUGUCAAAUGUCUGUCAACACCCUGCCAUACUUCGGGACAUAUCUGUUACUUUGUGAGCAAGCCUGGUAGCUCAGAGCCCUCUGCUGUGUUCACAGGUGACACGCUGUUUGUUGCUGGCUGUGGGAAGUUCUAUGAAGGAACUGCAGAUGAGAUGUACAAGGCUCUGCUUGAGGUCUUGGGCCGGCUCCCGCCAGACACGAAAGUCUACUGUGGCCACGAAUACACCAUAAACAACCUGAAGUUUGCACGCCAUGUGGAACCCAACAAUGCUGCCAUUCAGGAGAAACUGGCCUGGGCCAAGGAGAAAUAUGCCAUCGGGGAGCCUACGGUGCCAUCCACUCUGGCGGAGGAGUUCACCUAUAACCCCUUCAUGAGAGUGAAGGAGAAGACUGUGCAACAGCAUGCUGGGGAGACGGACCCUGUGACCACCAUGAGGGCCAUCCGCAGGGAGAAGGACCAGUUCAAGCCUCUGUGGUCCAUCCAGACCCAGCCUCUGUGUACUCAGGUCUGAGUGGGUCAAAUGGAGACAGCAGACAUAGAUGCCUGGUGACACCAAGGACCGAGACAGGUGGAGGAAGAAUUUGAGACCGGAGUGCCUGGUCUGAAACCCCCCCCCCCCCAGGGGACAGUUUGCCCUGCCAGUGUGGCUCAUUGCUUUGAUCUGUGCUGGCUAAGGUCAUCAUCCCUCAACCUGUCAGAGCUGUGUAUCCUGUCCCACUGUCUGCAUUGCUGGCCUGUAGUUCCUGCUUCCCUUGGGUCUGCUGGGGCUCGUGUCCUUACAGCUGCCUGCUGUGGGUCAGGAUGCAGGUGUUCUAAACUGCAUUACUGGCACGCAGCUCCUCGUUAGAGAUGGCGUAGGGUAGAGCUGCUAGUCCUGCCCUGGAUUUCUCCCCGGAGGUGGCAUGGAAUGGAACUUGGAGAUUGUCCCCAUGAGUUGUGCAUGUGAUAAGUGUUAAAACCAUGUGUGCUCAGCCAGUCCUGCCAUAGC
Arvicola amphibius (Eurasian water vole) is the source of this 1539-nucleotide messenger RNA. RefSeq names its product hydroxyacylglutathione hydrolase (gene Hagh). Gene Ontology annotation, cellular component: mitochondrion. The coding region runs from base 103 to 1062 and encodes 319 amino acids. The record is from RefSeq and is a predicted model, not a curated record. Lineage: Eukaryota; Metazoa; Chordata; Mammalia; Rodentia; Cricetidae. Gene Ontology annotation, molecular function: hydroxyacylglutathione hydrolase activity. Gene Ontology annotation, biological process: glutathione metabolic process. The transcript has 10 exons.